CAGAAAUACUCACUUUAAAAAACUGUGAGAUUUAGACAAUUAUCUUCAGUUUGUUAGACUACAAGAGGACAUCAUCUCUAAUUCAGUAUGAAGUACCUGGUCUUCGGGCUGUUCUCGCUGACUCUGCUGGGAUCUGUCUGUGCUGAGCAAGAGAGCAAUGGCAAGCAUCCUACAAUGAUGCCAAACAACUCCACCGGCAAUUCAACUUGGCAUAACAGCACCGACACUAACACUGGGAACAUGGGUGGCAGUGGUGGCACAGGCACGGGCACAGGCACCGGCACCGGCACCGGCACGGGCACUGGCACCGGCACCUACUCAGGCACCGGCACCGGCACCUACUCAGGCACCGGCACCGGCACCUCCUCAGGCACCGGCACCGGUUCAAGUUCGGGUACAGCCAUGAGCACAGGCACCGGGGGCACAGGCGUGGGGCCUACAAACGGACAGAGCAACGUCUUCACCUCCUUCACUGUGCUGUUUGGACCGUUUGUACUUCAAGCACUUUGGCAGUGAGCGACCUCUGGUAGCUCAACGCUGAAUUACAGCACUACCGUUCAACACAAUGCUAAUCUGAGUCUAUAUGUAAGCAGUAGAGGAAAUGUGUUUGUAGAUAUCUAUAUAACUCAUAUAAAGUCAUAGUGACAGUGCCAGCUUAUAUUCGCAGGCAGAAAAUAGAUGUGAAUCACUGAGUUUGAACAUUAUUUGUGUUUUAAAAAUGCUGCUGCAUGAGAAUAGCGGUCAACUUCAUUUUCCAGUGUGAAAAAAUACUACAUAAUGAAAUA
Molecule: messenger RNA, 785 nt
Organism: Notolabrus celidotus (New Zealand spotty)
Lineage: Eukaryota; Metazoa; Chordata; Actinopteri; Labriformes; Labridae
Product: period circadian protein
Exons: 2
Coding region: 88-516 (142 amino acids)
Source: RefSeq, a predicted model, not a curated record